AUGAACUCGUCUAGGAAUAUUUAUCGACGGGAAAUCGAUUUUAGAGCCCUAGCCCUCCAGUCGCCGGAGUUUUCAAGACGUCUCAAAGCAAACGAUCAAUUGGACUUUAGCGAUCCAGAUGCUGUCCGGCAACUGACGAAGAGCCUUUUGGAGCGGGAUUUCAAAAUCCGCGUGGACCUCCCUGGCAAUAGACUAUGCCCCCCGGUGCCGAACAGAUUGAACUAUAUUCUCUGGCUUCAAGAUCUUCUUGACACCACCUCGGAGGCUGGAGACGAUGAAUACGACCCAGAGAAAGAAGUUCUUGGUCUUGAUAUAGGAACCGGGUGCUGCAGUAUCUACCCUCUUCUAGGAUGCUCCAUGCGGUCACGAUGGAAAUUUUUUGCAACCGAUAUUGACGAAGAUAACAUCGUCUCGUCUCGGAAAACUGUCUCGGAAAACCAGAAAAGUGACCGAAUCACGGUCGUCAAGACAGACCCAGACGAUCUGCUCAUCCCGCUUGACAAACUCGGUAUUGACAGGCUGGAUUUUACCAUGUGCAACCCCCCUUUCUACGAAUCGGAACAAGAACUUCUCUCCUCGGCAGCUGCAAAGUCAAGACCGCCAUAUUCAGCAUGUACAGGAGCAGCCGUCGAAAUGAUCACUCCAGGAGGAGAAAUCACGUUUGUCUCUAACAUGAUCACCCAAUCUUUGAAUCUACAGACAAGGGUUCGUUGGUUUACCAGCAUGCUUGGCAAAUUAUCCAGCUUGUCCGCCAUUGUGCAGAAACUGCUUGAUCUUGACGUCGAAAAUUGGGCAGUCACGGAAUUUGUCCAGGGGAAAGGGACUAAACGCUGGGCUGUCGCUUGGAGUUGGAUGGAUUGGAGGCCGCGGAGUGAUUUAAGCAGAGGGCUAUCUACAUUGCCGAAACACCUGCUACCAUUUCCAUCACAUUUCAACGUUGAGCUCCCCAAAGACACGAAAUUGGAACAAGUUUGUAGCAAACUCGAGUCCGAACUCUCCGUCUUGAGAUACCUUGUCCAUACUUGGGUUACCAAAGAGUCAUGCGUCGGAUUUGCAAGAGAAGAUGUAUGGUCCCGCAAGGCCCGGCGGAAAUUUUCAAAGGAACAACACACAAAGAGCGCUAAUGAGAACGAUGAUCCUGACGUGAUGGAUUUGGAGGAGCAAUGGAAAAAGGCACCCAAAGACGUAGCCGCACUGGGCUUUCGUAUCGAUCUGAGACUGGAAGCUGAUACUAGCGUAAGCAUGGUGAUUCGGUGGUUGAAGGGAAUGGACCAGGUAUUGUUUGAAAGCUUUUGUGGUAUGAUCAAGAGGAAAUUCGGCGAGGAAUGA
Molecule: messenger RNA, 1329 nt
Organism: Talaromyces rugulosus
Lineage: Eukaryota; Fungi; Ascomycota; Eurotiomycetes; Eurotiales; Trichocomaceae
Exons: 10
Coding region: 1-1329 (442 amino acids)
Biological process (GO): rRNA base methylation
Cellular component (GO): nucleus
Molecular function (GO): 23S rRNA (adenine(1618)-N(6))-methyltransferase activity
Source: RefSeq, a predicted model, not a curated record